AUGGGGCUCAAAUCAUCCAAGAUUUGCAUAUCAAUUGUUUUAUUUAUUUUAAUUCUGUUUAUUUGGUGGUUACCUCGUUACAUGAAUCCAGACUACAUAUCCAUAACGAUUACUCAAAAUAGUGAUCCCUUACGUACAUCAUAUAUUGAUCUAUCUAAUGAUAUUUCUCAUCUAGCAGAUGGUUGGAAACCAAUUGGACAUACUCUUGAUGAACAAAAUUUACUUCAUGAUAUGUCUAUUGUUGUUGCUGCAUGGUCUGAAAAUUCUGAAGACAAUAUACCUACAGUGCCAUGCUUAUCAGCUGAUGGUCAUUUACUUGUAUUAAGUGUUGCUGCAAGUCGUAUACGCUAUGGAGUGAGUUUAACUUUCGUCGCAGUUUAUCCAACUGAUAUGAAAACUGUUUUACCAAAAAACAUUUCAUCUCAUCCACUCUCGUCAAAUCAACAGAGUCUAUGGUGUAUAUUCAGUGAUGGAUCAGUGACACCUGUAUAUACGUAUGAUUCGAAAUAUGGCAAUGAUCGAGUAUCUCUUUUAGAUUGUCCACUAAGUCAAUUUGCUAGUGAUCGAUUAUGGAGAUUGAAUCAAACAAUACGAGUCUAUCUUGCAUCAACAACAACAAAAAAUAGACAAAUACCUAUACUAAAAGCAUUUGUAACAGUUCCAAUGGUUUCUAUUAGCCCAUCAAAUUCCAGUCAAGAAUCGUUUACAUUAUGUACUUCACCUUUACAUAAUAAAGCUAAUUAUUUAGUUCAAUGGAUUGAGUUUCAUCGAUUAGUUGGAUUUAGCAAAUUUGUCAUAUACAAUACAACUGAUACUAAUAAUCAUCUCUCGACUAUUGUUAAUAUCUAUACUCAAAAAUAUCCUGGUCUUGUUGAUGUUGUACAAUGGAAUUUUUCUAUUCUUGAUCUUGUUGAUGCCUUAAAAACACGAUAUUUUCAAACAGAAGCAUUACAUGAUUGUCUAAUUCGUUAUGGUGAUCAAUCAGAAUGGUUAGGUAUGCUUGAUCUUGAUGAAUAUAUUGUACCACUAGAUCCAUACAAAACUAUCGUUGAUUAUAUUCAUGAAACGUUUGGUCGACGAAUUAUAGGAUCAAUAAAUUUAUGGAGUCAAUUCUUUUGCAAUAAAAACGCUAGUGCAUAUACUCCAGAAGAGAAUGAUACAAAUCGUUUAACUAUCGAACGAUUUAGUUUUCGUGCACGUAAUCUAUAUAAAAGUGGACGUGAAAAGUAUUUGUAUCGACCACGUUUUGUUCAAUAUCUAUCAAUUCAUCAUCAAAUAAAUGGACUUUCGAAAGAACAACCUUCAGAAAAACACAUAAAACUUGUUCAUUAUGCAUCGAUGAGUCGUCUACGUACAAUGCCGGGUUGUGGUACUAAUGAAUAUGUUAAAGAUACUAGUAUUCGUGACCGAUUCGCUGAUAGAGUAAAAACUGCAAUGGUAGCUAUGAUCAACAAGGAUUGA
This is a messenger RNA of Adineta steineri, 1461 nucleotides long. NCBI's taxonomy places the organism in Eukaryota, Metazoa, Rotifera, Eurotatoria, Adinetida, Adinetidae. The record is from the annotation of a GenBank genome assembly.